UAUCAUAAUGUUUCUAUUUACAGUCCCUCUCUCUCUUUCCUCUGUUGUUUGAGAAAAUAUAUAUAGGGAGAGAGAGAGAACGGUUCAGAAAUGGGUUUAUAUUCAACCAUGAUGGAGGAGAUAACCUUGUACACGGGGCUAUCUCCAACGGCGUUCUUCACCAUCAUGGCCAUGAUGGUCGUCGUUUACAGAACCGUUAGCGGCAUGUUCGUGUCCCCCGAAGAUUUCAACAAACCCCCUAUUAUUUCGGCUCGAACCGGUGGCCGGUUCGACGACGACGACCCCAAACCGCCACGCGAACCGGUUCGGUUGGGUGAAAUCACGGACCAGGAAUUGAGAUCCUAUAAUGGCUCCGAUCCUGAUAAACCUCUCCUGAUGGCAAUCAAAGGCCAGAUCUAUGACGUCUCCACUGCCAGGAAUUUUUAUGGUCCCGGAGGACCUUAUGCAAUGUUUGCCGGAAAGGAAUGUAGCAGGGCCCUUGCUCUACUGUCUUUUAAACCUGAAGAUAUUAAUGGGAACCUCGAAGGUUUGGGCGAGGGAGAGCUUACAAUUUUAGAAGAUUGGGAAUAUAAAUUCAUAGAAAAGUAUCCAAAGGUUGGCCAGCUUGUUCCAGAGCAAAGAACUCAGCAAAAUGAGCACCAAAAAGAACAAAUUCAAGACAAUUUAAACCUUGAAUGCAAGGGCAAAGCAGAAUAGAAGCCAUUAUAUUGUUGUAUAGGUUGUGUGUAACCGACAGAUUAUUAUAUGUGAACACCUAAUUUUUGUUCUAAAUAUUUAGAAA
This is a messenger RNA of Gastrolobium bilobum, 781 nucleotides long. RefSeq names its product membrane steroid-binding protein 2-like. The transcript is spliced from 2 exons. The coding region runs from base 91 to 696 and encodes 201 amino acids. NCBI's taxonomy places the organism in Eukaryota, Viridiplantae, Streptophyta, Magnoliopsida, Fabales, Fabaceae. Gene Ontology annotation, cellular component: membrane; endomembrane system. The record is from RefSeq and is a predicted model, not a curated record.